Messenger RNA from Hipposideros armiger (great roundleaf bat), 2620 nucleotides. RefSeq names its product transmembrane serine protease 11D (gene TMPRSS11D). Lineage: Eukaryota; Metazoa; Chordata; Mammalia; Chiroptera; Hipposideridae. Bases 55 to 1308 code for a protein of 417 amino acids. Gene Ontology annotation, cellular component: plasma membrane; extracellular region. The record is from RefSeq and is a predicted model, not a curated record. Gene Ontology annotation, biological process: proteolysis. Gene Ontology annotation, molecular function: serine-type endopeptidase activity. The transcript has 10 exons.
UGGCAUUGGUACAUAACUGCCCAAGAGGAUUAUUUGUUCAAGUGAUAUUCAGCAAUGAGGCCAGCACGGGUGCCAUCGAACUCAAGAUUCCUGAAUCCGUACUUAGUAUGUUUUAUUGUGGUUGCAGUGGUGAUAAUUCUAGCAGUGACAAUAGCUCUACUGGUCUACUUUUUAGCUUUUGAUCAAAAAUCUUACUUUUACCAUAGCAGCUUUCAAAUCCUAAAUGUUAAAUACAGUGAUCAGUUAAACUCACCAGCUACACAAGGAUAUAAGACUUUGAGUGGAAGAAUUGAAUCUGCGAUCACUAAAACAUUCAAAGAAUCAAAUUUAAGAAAUCAGUUCAUCAAAGCUCAUGUUGUCAAACUGAGGCAAGAUGGCAGUGGUGUGACUGCAGAUACGGUUAUGAAAUUUAAAUUCCCUAGAAAUAACAAUGGUGAAUCAAUGAAAAACAGAAUUGAGUCUAUUUUACAUCAAGUGAUGAAUAACUUGGGAAACUUGGAAGUAAACCCUUCAACUGAGAUAACACAAAUUACCGACCAGGAUACAGUACAUAUUUUUACUCAAGAGUGUGGGGCCCGUUCGGACCUAAUGACAUUGUCUAACGAGAGAGUCGUGGGAGGCACUGAUGCUGAGGAAGGAGACUGGCCAUGGCAAGUCAGUCUACAGUUAAAUAAUAUUCACCACUGUGGAGGCAUCCUGAUCAGUAAAUCGUGGAUCCUGACAGCAGCUCAUUGUUUCAGAAGUGACUCUGAUCCUCGUAACUGGAUUGCCUCCUUUGGUAUUUCCAUAACAUUUCCUAAAGAGAGAAUAAGAGUAAAGACUAUUUUAACCCAUAAGAAUUAUAAUUCUGCAACUCGUGAAAAUGAUAUUGCAGUUCUGAAACUUGAAAGAGAUAUCAGCUUUACCAAAAACAUCCACAGGGUGUGUCUCCCAGUGGCUACCCAAAAUAUUUCACCUGGUUCUAUGGCUUAUGUAACAGGAUGGGGAUCUAAAAGAUAUGGCGGCCAAACAGUUCAAGAUCUACAGCAAGGACAGGUCACCAUAAUAAGUAAUGAUGUAUGUAAUGAACCACUUAGUUAUAAUGGAGCAGUCUUGUCUGGAAUGCUAUGUGCUGGAUUACCUUACGGUGGAGUGGAUGCAUGCCAGGGUGACUCUGGUGGUCCACUCGUACAAGAGGACUCAAGGCAACUCUGGUUCCUCGUGGGAAUAGUAAGCUGGGGGGAUAACUGUGGUCUGGCAGAUAAGCCAGGAGUGUACACUCGAGUGAUGGCCUACCGUGACUGGAUAACCGAACAAACUGGAAUCUAGUGCAAUAAAUGCCUCUCUGUCACAAAGUCUACAUACAGCUGUGCCUGUCUAAAAUUCCAAAACUUUAUUUUUCAGCUGCAAAAGAAACGGGAAGUUUCUAAUAUCCUGCUACAUAAAUAUGGUUUCACAAACACUAUUUGAUCUUUCUUUAGUACUAUGGAUUUUCUAGUUUCUCAAGAAAAACAUAUGAAUAUUAAAUCGUACUGUGGCUAUGUGCCAGGGGAAAGAUAGAAAACUAGUUACAGAGAGAAGAAUUUAAUUAUAAUUGUGAUAAGUGCCAGUAGUGAGGAAAACAGGUUCUCAAGAGUGGAUACUAGGGGAAUCUGGACACAUCUGAAGUCACAAGUGUCUUCUCUGAAGAAGUCUCACUGAAGCUGAUAAGUGGGCAAAGUAUCAAAACUUGCAAAGGAAGGAAUGGUGGAAUAACAUUCAAGACAAACAGAACAACGUGAAGCAAUAAAACUAGUAUUUAUUCAAAAUUUCUGCUUACUCAAUAUUUUACAGGUAGUGUAAGUCCUGAAAUUAAGUAUACGAAGCCAUUGUGCAAUUCUACAGCAAUUUUAAUUAUCCUGUAAGAACAUGCUUCCAUAAGGAACUAACUGAUGAAUUUCAGGCAUUUAAGAUCAAAGCUAAAAUAUUUGCUCCUCAACUAAGACAAAAACCAUUACAGAUAAUUUUCAUGAUUACUUUUAUUAAAAAUAUUCAUCUAUAUGAAGGAGAGAAUUUAUUUCCUCCAUAGAGAAGCUUAUGAAAUAUACCUACACAACCUUCUCAGGUAACUUACAACUACAGUGUUUUUGUACAACUAAAUAAGAGUAAUUUUAAGAACUUAAGAUCACCAGUGGCAGUUAUUUUUGAGUUUAAGAAUCCUCAAUACCUAAACACAAAUAAUGAAUUGAAAGUCACGAGGAAAAAAAAAAAAAAGGAAGAGUUGGUUUGCAAAGAGAAAGGCUUAAUUUCAAUAACAUUAUCAUAGAAAGAGAAAGAACUUCUCUCUCUCAAUCUCUCAAUCUCUCUCUCCCUCUCCCUCUCUUUUCCUUUCUUAAACAAACACACACACACACACACACACACACACAUAUAAAUUAAAUAAAAUGCAUUAAAAUUUAAUGGCACAGCAAUUUAUAUAGCCUAAAUUAUGAAUGUCACUGAAUUUUUAUGGGAUCCUAGCAUAGCUAAAGCAUGGUUAUGCAUGAUCAUCUGUGUGUCAGGGCUUCUUUCUAACUUAUGACACCCGAGUAUCAGAAUACCUACAUGAAUUGUGAUGAAAACUUCUCAUGUAAAAUUGUUAGCAGACCUACAUUGACGUCAU